This is a messenger RNA of Gracilinanus agilis (Agile Gracile Mouse Opossum), 1042 nucleotides long. Its product is annotated as protein unc-45 homolog B-like. The transcript is spliced from 2 exons. The coding region runs from base 297 to 605 and encodes 102 amino acids. Gene Ontology annotation, molecular function: Hsp90 protein binding. The record is from RefSeq and is a predicted model, not a curated record. Lineage: Eukaryota; Metazoa; Chordata; Mammalia; Didelphimorphia; Didelphidae.
GUCAAGAGCUGCCAUAAAUAAAAGCCAAGAGCUGGAUCCUUUACUUCUCUCUCGGAUUGCCUUGGGGUCUGUUGCCCAGCAGUUCUUUCAGUAGCCAGUAAGUGAUCUGGGCACACUUCUGGCAUGGUUCCGGUGAGUGGUUCUUGUAUGGGUGCUUCACCGCUGCCCGUCUCCCCCAUCCUUGGCAGGUGCAGGAACGGUUCCUGGCUGAUGGGAACGACAGGCUAAAGUUGGUGGUGCUGCUCUGUGGGGAGGAUGAUGACAAGGUCCAGAAUGCUGCAGCCGGAGCCUUGGCCAUGCUGACUGCUGCCCACAAGAAGCUCUGCCACAAGAUGACCCAAGUGACGCCCCAGUGGCUGGAGAUCCUUCAGCGGCUCUGCCUCCAUGAUCGUCUAUCAGUCCAGCACAGAGGCAUCGUCAUCGCCUACAAUCUGCUGGCCGCUGACCAGCAGCUGGGCAAGAAGCUGGUGGAGAGUGAACUACUGGAGAUCCUGACCUUCGUGGGCAAGCAAGAGCCUGAUGAGAAGAGGAAACAGGUGGUGGAGGCUGCCAGGGACUGCCUCAUCAAGUGUAUGGACUAUGGCUUCAUUAAACCCUUCUCUUAAGCCAGAGGCCUGGAAAGGGGGGAGGCUCAACUGGGCCCUGAGUCCUGGGCACAAGACCAGGGACCCCUGGAUCAGCAGGGAGUGGAGAGCAGCCUUCUACCCCUACCACCAUGCAGGGAUGACUAAUGAUACAAUGGGAACCUGAGUAUUUGGGGAUAUCUGUGUGCCCUGAGCUGUGUCCUGCUGGCUUUUGCCAUGUACCCCAAGAAGCCCUGGCUGACCCAGUGCCACCCCGCCAUAUACACACCUCCUACUACUGUGUCCUAUAUGAAAGGAUAACUCCCCUCUUGAAGGGAUCCGAGAGGAGUAAUUUGGGAAAGGCUGGGUAGGUUCUUCUUCACCAACUCCAGAUUAAAUGUCUUUUUUAUUUGCAAAUGGGGUGUGUAAGAUUGGAACUGGAAUUAGAUUAAAUAAAGAAGAACGCUUUUGCCUUUGAA